Messenger RNA from Helianthus annuus (common sunflower), 2087 nucleotides. RefSeq names its product protein DA1-related 2. NCBI's taxonomy places the organism in Eukaryota, Viridiplantae, Streptophyta, Magnoliopsida, Asterales, Asteraceae. The record is from RefSeq and is a predicted model, not a curated record. The transcript has 12 exons. Gene Ontology annotation, molecular function: ubiquitin binding. Bases 445 to 1911 code for a protein of 488 amino acids.
CUCUCUCUCUCUCUCACACACACACACACACACACACAAACGCACACACGACAUAUACAGAGCUAUCUGCUCGAUUUUGCUAACGUGGGGUGGGCCGUGACACCCAUAACCGCUAACUUUCUUCGUAUGAAGAUUCUAAGGUUAUCUUUCGUGCACCCACUUUCUCUUCUUUGCUUGAAGAAUCUCUCUCGAUCUAUUACCCCCUCUGUGAAUAAUUGAUAACUAUCCCUAUCAGAGAUUCCCCAUUUUUUUUACUUUCUCAAAAAACACAAGCUUUAUUAGUAGUAAUGAUGCCGUUGUUACUCCUAUCUCUCUGCUACCUUUCUUUUUUCUUUCUUACAGGACGCUAUCUCUCUCAUAGUCCUUUUCGUUUACGCCUUUGCUUUUUCGCCUUCUUUAAACUCGGUGGCAAUUCUAUACAUAAGUCCCUAAAGUCCACCAGUUAUGUCUUCUUCUUCUUCUGCUUACGAGAAGAGAUCUUGGUUUAUGAGAUGGCUGAGUAAGUUUUUUAAAGGUGGUUCUAGUAACCGGGGGCAGGCGGGUGGUACACAUCAUCGUCCUCCACAGUUUAUUGGAGACGAAAACAUGGUUUUACGCGCUCCUGUUAGAUCAUUGCAGGACAAUCGCUCGAGAACUGAUAAAGAGAAGGAAGAAUUAGAUCAAGCAAUUUCAAUUUCUUUGGCUGAAGGUUUAAAGAAACCAAUUGGAUUUGGGUGGCGACCUAACAAUGAGGAUGACCAUUCUAAAGCAGUUCAAGACGACCCUCAUUCUUCAUAUCCUCCUUAUAUUCCUCGAGAAUAUCAGCCAACGGGAUAUAGAGUAUGCGGUGGUUGUAACCGCGACAUUGGUUACGGAAAUUACUUAGGAUGCAUGGGUGCCUUUUUUCACCCCGAAUGCUUUCGUUGUCGUGGUUGCCGUUACCCGAUCACGGAACACGAGUUCUCUUUAUCAGGCAAAGAUGCAUACCAUAAGACUUGUUUUAAAGAUUUGACACAUCCCAAGUGUGAAGUCUGCUUGCAAUUUAUUCCCACAAAUGGAGCUGGGUUGAUCGAGUAUCGAUGCCAUCCAUUCUGGUCACAGAAAUAUUGUCCUGUACACGAGCAUGAUAACACAGCACGGUGCUGUAGUUGUGAACGAUUAGAGUCGGUGAAUACAAGAUACGUAUCUUUAGGAGAUGGACGGAGUUUAUGUUUGGAUUGCAUGGAAUCCGCAAUAAUGGACACGGGUGACUGCCAACCGCUAUACCACACUAUUAGAGACUACUAUGAAGGAAUGAACAUGAAACUUGAUCAACAAAUUCCCAUGUUACUUGUUGAAAAACAAGCGCUUAACGAAGCUAUUGUUGGAGAGAAACAAGGCUUUCAUCACAUGCCUGAGACACGGGGUCUUUGCCUCUCUGAGGAACAGACGGUUGCGAGUAUACAGAAAAAGCCGAAAAUGGGUGGCCACGGGUUGAUAGGAAUGAGAACCCAACCUCAGAAAUUGACUCGAAGAUGUGAAGUUACAGCCAUUCUUGUUCUUUACGGUCUCCCGAGAUUACUAACGGGUGCCGUUCUUGCUCAUGAGUUGAUGCACAGCUGGUUACGCCUUAAAGGCUAUCGAAACCUAAAUCCUGAGGUGGAAGAAGGUAUAUGUCAGGUGCUUUCACAUAUGUGGCUUGAAUCAGAGAUCACGCCGUGUUUGGGAUCAAGUUCCACCUCGGCAGCACCGUCAUCAUCGUCUUCGGCUUCAAAGAAAGGUGGAAAAUCAAGAGUAGAGAAUAAACUUGGCGAGUUCUUCAUGCAUCAGAUAGCUAAUGACACUUCAGCAGCAUAUGGAGGAGGAUUUCGAGCCGCUAAUGCAGCUGUGAAUAUGUAUGGCCUGCGACGUACACUUGAUCACAUUCGCCUAACCGGAAGCUUUCCCAUGUGAUUGUUUAUUGUUUUUGUGUCAUGCGAUCAGGAAUUGACCGUUUGUGCAAACAUUAUUACAUAUACAAACUCGGGAUGAUCCUUCAAAAAAUCCUGAAAUAGUAUUUGACCAUUUGUACAAACUAUAUUAUACGAAGGUCAAACGAAUAUUACAUAUAUGAAUUUUCUUUAAUGUAA